UCGUUUGUUCAAAAGCGGGCCGGCAAAAUCCGUUCGAACGAUAUCAAACGGAUUUCGGCAGUUUUUGAAAACGGGCCAGUCCAACGAACUUCUUCCUUCUAGUAAAUCUAUUUUCUCUUCAAAUUUUAACAUUUCUAGCUGUUUUACUAACUUUUUAAAACGAUCAAGUGUGCCACUAGUUAGCUGUUAUUUCAAGGCUGUGAUUCAAGUUAAGCGCGUUUCCCAAUUCGGAGCAUUUUCAACUGUUUAGUUAUAAAAAACCGUUAAGUGUUCAAUGUUAUAAGAUCCAGUUUGCCAGUGAUAUAGGUAUACGAAAUGGAUCAGGAAGCAUUUCUGACACCCCGUAAGAUAUUCCAGAAUGCUUUCAAUGCGGCCCGGAAGUCUACCGCUGGUUCAGGAUCUCCUUCGGUGGCCGCUUAUACGCCAACCUCCCAACUGUCAAGAUCGAGCACCGGAAGGUUCCAACUGCUUCCGGUUAUUCAAACGCCACCCUCGCGGCUGAUCAACGGCAAAGUUAUCAAUCCGUUUGAAGCCCAUCUGACCGAUCGGUUACAUCUGCCGGUGAUUUGUAGUCCUUCGCUUUUUCAACGGCCCAGUACCCCUCAAAACGGAAGCGUACAGCAGUUCGAAUGGACCAUCGAUGAAGUGUCAUAUCUUGGGCCGGCCAACGUCGAAGCUCACGAAACGCAGUUCAUGGAAACGCCGGAUCCGGUGCUGGAGGCCAAAGCUCAAGCGGCCAUUAGCGCGUACUUCAAAGAGCAUAAUAUAGUUCCUAGUCCCAUUGAUUGCCAGCUGAGGCAGCAAAAGAUCGUCCUUAAGAGUGGUGGGCUUUCUUCCAGUGGAGGUUUCGGGGGUCGUAAAUCCAAACGAAAACGAGACGGUAUCACUCAAACGGUUCUUAGCUUUCCACCAAAUCUGCCUGAAGAAGUCGAACAGUUGCUCAAACCUUACUUUAGCUUCCACGAUAAUCAACAACAAACACAUGAAGCAAUAGACGAAUCGGACGUCAGUAUCGAUCACGAUGCCCGAGACGCGUCGCUUCGACGGAAGCUGUUCAACUGUUUCGAUCGUUGUUCGUCCAGUUCCGACUGCGAGGGUCAAAAUGGGGAUGAUUCCCUGGAUCGAAUCGAUCUCCAGGCCCUCAGUCCUGCUCCAGUGAGUCCAGAAAUCGACAACAGCAAAUCGAUGCCAAACUUCAAACGAUCACGAUCGUUCGGCUCACUGGAGAUCCUCUCAAAUCCAGCUGACAUAUCGCUCAGUCCGGUGUUGAAUUCUACCGAAUGCCAAUCCCAACCACGGGAUAGCAGCCCUUUAGCUGCACCCAAAUCCGAAACGGAAUCGUUCGGUGCACUUAGUCCAAUUUCAAAAAGUUCCACCUCACCUUCACCGCUCAAACCGGUUAGACUGAGGAAUUCUACGGAUUUGGAAGGGCAACAGAACCAUCAUCAUCACCAUCAAGAUCACGAUCACGAUGCCAUCUAUCGGAGCACCCCAGAAAAACCCAAAGGACCACUGUUUGCGUUGAGCUCGGGCUGCACCAUCAACAGCAGCAGCCAUCACAUGUCCGUGGAUCUGAGCGACAGCAACCGAGCCGAACGAAGCCGAGGCGAAUCGACGGUGGAAUUCAACGAUACAGAUUUUUCCUGUGAAGAAACGGCGCUGCUGGCGUCAUCUCAGUCUUCCUCAUCGAUGUCCCAGCAUCCAACGACCCCGCUUCGGCGCACUAACCGGAGCGUGAGUCGACGAAAUCGGCCCAAAAACUUAUCCCAUUCGUUUUUGCUGUACUCGGAUGAAGAUCGCUUCGAAGACGAGAAAGGAGAACCAUUAGUUAUGAAUAGCAUUCAACGUCGCAGUUUCGAAAUUGUUGCCGAUGCAAAAAGGAAGGACCUUGUGGAUUUGCUCGGGGAUGAAAAGGAAAAUAUUGAAAUCUUCAAAAGUGAUUCGAUGGAACUGACCAAAUCGACUGGGCCGGAGCCCAGCGGCGGAAGUAAUUUCUAUCGGAUGGAUAGCGGUUUUAAUGAGGAGGAAACGCGCACAAGUCACUACGAGACUGUCGAAUACGAUGAGACUGAUGUUUCGAUGCAAUCGGAUGGGGGGUGCUUCGAGGGACGGUUUGAAACCAUCGGAAAUACACCUUCCAAACCGGCGAGGGAUGGUUUCAAAUCCGUAUCCAGCAUCCGGCACUAGUUGAGCAAUGGAAUCAGGAUUGAACGAUUUGAUAAAAUGUCGGGACUUUUAAAUAUCUCUCUGUCAAUUAUCGUCAAUCAUUAUGUGUUCAUUUUUUCUUUUAAUACGUCGUUGUUUACUAGUUUUAAGAUCCGUUCAAGUAUUAUUUUGCCUGAUAACUCUGUGCUAUAGAAACAAAUAGUUUUGAAGCUUAACGUGCAUGAUUAAUUCGUUUUAAAUCAAAUUGUCAAUCCUGGUUCUAUCAUUCCUUCUAGUUAGCUUUUUCGGUUGCCAAACAAGACUGUAUUAAUAAAAUUUUAAAUUACUAGCGCGCAAAAACGGAAAUUUAGCUUUUACCAUCGAAACGUUCGGGCAAAAUUGGCUCAUUUGUAAGUUCUUUUUAAAGACCGAUAUAAAAAUAAAUUCCUAGCAUCAAUGAAUAAAAUGCCACUUCUUUAAUCUAGUUUUGUACAAUUUAUCGUGUAAAGUAUUGUAAUAAAUAAACUCGUUUCUGUUAGAACAAAUUAA
This is a messenger RNA of Uranotaenia lowii, 2694 nucleotides long. It is a transcript of the gene bora, whose product is annotated as protein aurora borealis. Lineage: Eukaryota; Metazoa; Arthropoda; Insecta; Diptera; Culicidae. The transcript is spliced from 4 exons. Gene Ontology annotation, molecular function: protein kinase binding. Gene Ontology annotation, biological process: regulation of mitotic spindle organization; activation of protein kinase activity; regulation of mitotic nuclear division. Gene Ontology annotation, cellular component: nucleus; cytoplasm. Bases 316 to 2187 code for a protein of 623 amino acids. The record is from RefSeq and is a predicted model, not a curated record.